AUGGAUGAAGCAGCUUUUCAAAAGAGCUCCUCUAAACGAGGACUUGCCUUGAGUAUGGCGUUCGUGCUGUUCGGUUUUAUCGGUUAUAUACUAAAUGUAUCUGCAGAAACCGUUUGCACUCGGCAGACACUGCCACAAGCGUUCGUUGCUGCUGAAAAUCGAGUACUAAAAAAUGCCACCAUCUGGUCAGGUUCGGCUGGUAGCCGUGUCACUUGCGUCAGCAAGUGUCACUCGUUACCUGCGUGCAAAUCGGUCAACUACUAUCCACUCAAUCGAGUAUGCGAUCUCAACAAUGCCACACGAGUUGACGUCCCGAGUAAGUUCGUCGUAGACAACGCCAGCGUGUACUUCGAUGGUAAUGGCGACACACCUAGGUUCUCCGUAGCGACUAGCGAUCACAACGACGUUCAUACAACCGGAUUCUCUGUCACACUGGAGCCACGUUACAGCGAUUGCCAGAGUUUACUGGAGGCAGGUUACAGUGUGAGCGGUAUCUAUACGAUAUUCCCCGCGGGAUUCGCUGAUGGUCUAAGGGUGUACUGCGACAUGGAGACCGACGGGGGAGGCUGGCUUGUCAUUCAGAGGCGUCAGGAUGGCAGUGUCGACUUCUACCGCGACUGGGCUGACUACCGCGUGGGCUUUGGGGACUUGGCUGGUGAGUUUUGGCUCGGCAACGACAAGUUGCGCAUCUUGAGUAAUUCUUCUGGAUCUUGGGAUCUUAGAAUCAAUUUGGAGGACUGGGAUGGCAACACAGCCUGGGCUGAGUACGGAGGGUUUCAAAUCCUAGGACAGGAUUUUCGUUUGAGUUUUGAUUCGUACAAUGUCCAAAGUACUGCUGGAGACUCCCUUGCCUGGCACAACGGUCAGCUCUUUUCAACAAUAGACAACGACAAUGACCGGUAUUCUCAUCGUAACUGUGCAGUGGAUGAGCAAGGAGCUUGGUGGUACAGGACAUGUUCUUUGUCAAACUUGAACGUUCUACCACAAAGCAUCGCUUGCAAGAUGGAGGAGGUACGGUUUUUGAGUCGCUCAAGUAGACAGGUACUUGUCACCUGUCUUGGGUUUUAUGCUUUCUUUUUAAUCUUGCCGGCGUCUCAAGGAAGCUCUUGUGGUCAUGCACUCUCACAGGAAUUCAGUGCUGCUGAAAAUCGAGCACUGGGAAACGCCACAAUUUGGUCGGGUAGAGUUGGUACUCUUGUCGGCUGUGUGAGUCGGUGCCACUCUUGGCAAACUUGUCAAUCAGUCAAUUACUUCAAGAACAAUCGCAGGUGUGAUCUGAACAACGCCACACGAAUCGAUGUCCCUGCAGAUAACUUCGUUGCAGACUACGCCAGCGUGUACUUCGAUGGUAAUGGCGACACACCUGGGUUCUCCGUAGCGACUGACAGCGAUUGCCAGAGUUUACUGGCGGCAGGUUACAGUAUGAGCGGUAUCUAUACGAUUUUCCCCGCGGGAUUCGCUGAUGGUCUGAGGGUGUACUGCGACAUGGAGACCGACGGUGGAGGCUGGCUUGUCAUUCAGAGGCGUCAGGAUGGCAGUGUCGACUUCUACCGCGGCUGGGCCGACUACCGCGUGGGCUUUGGGGACUUGGCUGGUGAGUUUUGGCUCGGCAACGACAACUUGCGCAAGUUGAGUAAUUCUUCUGGAUCUUGGGAUCUUCGAGUCGAUUUGGAGGACUGGGAGGGCAACACAGCCUGGGCCGAGUACGGAGAUUUUCAAAUCUCUGGACAGGAUUUUCGUUUGAGUUUUGAUUCGUACAAUGUGCAAAGCACUGCUGGAGACUCCCUUGCCUGGCACAACGGUCUGCCCUUUUCAACAACGGACAAUGACAAUGACGGGUAUUCUCAUCGUAACUGCGCAGUGGAUGAGCAAGGAGCUUGGUGGUACAAGAAAUGUUCUCGGUCAAACUUGAACGGUAUGUAUUUUAAUACGUCCUUGGAAAUACCAGGAGACUUUCGAGUCAUUGCAUGGAAAAGAUGGAGGGGUUUUAUUUAUUCCUUGAAAAGUUGCAGUAUGAAGGUCCGAUUGGCAGUGUAAGGUAGUUAUU
This is a messenger RNA of Patiria miniata (bat star), 2047 nucleotides long. RefSeq lists its product as uncharacterized. The record is from RefSeq and is a predicted model, not a curated record. The coding region runs from base 1 to 2037 and encodes 678 amino acids. The transcript has 2 exons. NCBI's taxonomy places the organism in Eukaryota, Metazoa, Echinodermata, Asteroidea, Valvatida, Asterinidae.